UGUGGUGGAAAAUGAAGAAAAUGAGGUUGGAGAUGAGGUUGUUGGAGUGGAAGGUGGAGAUGAAGUUGGAGUUGGUGGAAAUGAGGAAGAAUAUGAGGUUGAUGUUGUUGAAGAAGAGGUUGGAGAAGAAGAUGGGGAUGCGGUUGGAAAUGAAGUGGAAUUUAAUGGGGAUAAUGAGGAGGAGGUGAGGACUUGAAAAAAAGGGUAAAGCUGAACUGAGCUUUGCUGUUUCUCUCCUUAGACUAAUGCAAAGGGUUGUUGCGAUGGCUCGUACAUUCGCUUGAACAGACUGAUGUGUUAUCAAAUACAUAAUCUG
Molecule: messenger RNA, 316 nt
Organism: Meloidogyne enterolobii
Lineage: Eukaryota; Metazoa; Nematoda; Chromadorea; Rhabditida; Meloidogynidae
Source: the annotation of a GenBank genome assembly